AUGUGUAAAAGCGUAAUCCAGCAGGAAGUAAACAAAGAGGAAGAUGACGAAGAUAUUGGUACUCUAUCUAGAAUUCAUCACUCAUCGGAGCUCCUUUGUAUAAUGAGAUCAAGGAUUUUGAAUCCGAAAGUCUACCAAAGUACAUUCAUAUUGAGCUGCAUACUGAGUAUCUCCAAAGCGGAAGAAAGGCCCCAUGCGUUGAACACUUUGUACCAAUCACUAAAGAUAAAACAAGAUCGAACAGACACAUGCCCCAGAGAGAGACUUGUGCCAAAAAUGAGCGGGAUAACAAAUGGGUCGUACAGAAAGCUCUAUGGCACCGACUCUACGGUUAUGCGAACGUCCCAAAACAUCUCGGUAUUCAUGGUCGGUGACGUCAUGCUUGGACGAGGGAUAGACAAUAUUCUCUCCAUGUCAUGUGACCCUAAACUUUACGAGAGUUACGUCAAAGAUGCUAAUGUCUAUGUUACAUUAGCCAUCAGAGCUAAUGGCCCCCUUCCACCUAAAGAUGAAAGAAAAGUGGAUUAUGUAUGGGGAGACGCAAUUGAUAUUUUGGCAUCAGAACAGCCGGAUGUGAAGAUAAUUAACUUGGAGACAUCGGUGACAACAAGUGCAACACCCUGGCCAUACAAGGGUAUCAAUUAUCGGAUGCACCCUAGUAAUGUAGGCGUUAUCACAUCCGCCAACAUCGAUUGCUGCGUAUUGUCUAAUAAUCACGUGAUUGACUGGGGUUAUAGCGGACUGGAUGAGACACUGAAAGUAUUACGAAACUCCGGCUUGCGCACUUGCGGGGCGGGAAAUGACAUUGAUGAUGCGCGCAAACCAGCUAUCAUUGAUGUUCCUCACAAGAAAGGUAGGAUUUUGGUAUUUGGCAUUGGCGAUGGUUCAAGUGGUAUACCAGUAGCGUGGAAAGCCAAGAAAAGCCAAAGUGGUGUCAAUUAUGUUGAUGUAGGUUCGGAGGCAGAAUUAACGAAGAUUCGUGAGCAGGUGAAUGGAAUUAAGAAACCUGGCGACAUCGCAGUUAUGUCCGUACAUUGGGGUGGCAACUGGGGUUACGAAAUCAAGAAAGAACACAAGCAAUUUGCUCAUAAUCUGAUCGAUACAUGCAAUAUUGAUGUCAUCCAUGGUCAUUCGUCCCACCACCCAAAGGCAGUUGAAAUAUACAAUGGAAAGCUCAUCCUCUAUGGCGCCGGUGAUUUUAUAAAUGACUAUGAAGGCAUAGGGCGAAGUGACUACACUAUGUUUAGACAUGACCUUAGCCUUAUGUAUUUCGCCAAGUUCGAUGUGAACAGUGGCGAGGUGAAAGAGUUGAAGAUGGUGCCUACACAAAUAAAGAAGCUGAGGGUGAAUCGAGCCGAUGAAAAGGACGUCCAAUAUUUGUUUGAGAUUAUGAAGAAGGAAUGUGGAAUGUUUAACCUGGAAGUGAACCGCGAAGGAGAUGUGUUGGUGCUCAAUGUGAAAUCCCAAUAGAUAUAUACUGUACAUGUACACUCUACUAUACCUUGCAUUUAGUGUUCAUGAGCAACCCAUUUGGCUUAAUAGUAAUGAU
Messenger RNA from Owenia fusiformis, 1549 nucleotides. Lineage: Eukaryota; Metazoa; Annelida; Polychaeta; Sabellida; Oweniidae. The record is from the annotation of a GenBank genome assembly.